This is a messenger RNA of Ambispora gerdemannii, 369 nucleotides long. NCBI's taxonomy places the organism in Eukaryota, Fungi, Glomeromycota, Glomeromycetes, Archaeosporales, Ambisporaceae. The record is from the annotation of a GenBank genome assembly.
AUGACAAACAUUAAUGAUGACGACGACAAAGACCUGCUAACCAACAAAAAUAAUGACCCUUCAGAUUCAUUGCCUAGUUUACCAUCGUUUUCAUCAGCGUCAUCAUCAUUAGCAGAAGAGAAAGCAAAACAAGGAAACAGCUCAACAGACGGAUAUGAUUCUUCCUCAUCAUUUAUGCAAAGUAAUGUCUUGUCGAACGAGAAACCAUCUUCAAGUACAUCUCACGUGACGCCUCUAUAUCUUAAAAAUCUGCAUCGACAAAUAUCAAAAUGGGAUGACAAACAAAUAGUAUCACCAAGAAAAGAAUUUAACAACGAAAUAAUCGACGCGUAUAAAUCUAUGCUUGAUGUUUUAAAUAAACUGAGAUAA